Messenger RNA from Styela clava, 1159 nucleotides. The record is from RefSeq and is a predicted model, not a curated record. Lineage: Eukaryota; Metazoa; Chordata; Ascidiacea; Stolidobranchia; Styelidae.
AUGAAAAUUUCUCUCAGGUUGAAAUUGCCACCUUGGUUGAAAACAAAAUUUCCGCAAGGCGAAAACUAUAAAAAACUAAAGUGAUUGAGGAAAUUAAAAUUGAGCAACUUGUGUGAAGAAGCUCGCUGUCCGAAUAUCGGAGAAUGCUGGAGGUGGGGAGAGCAUGGAACUGCAACAGCAACAAUAAUGCUCAUGGGUGACACAUGUACACGUGGAUGUAGAUUUUGUUCAGUGAAAACAGCAAGGAAUCCUCCACCUCCUGAUCCUAUGGAACCAGAAAACACAGCUGAGCCCAUCUCUGAAUGGGGUCUUGAUUAUGUUGUACUGAUCGUUGACAGGGAUGAUUUACCAGAUGGAGGUACUGAACAUUUUAGUAACACUGUGAAAAUAUAAAAAAGUUUUAUUAACAGUAUAUUUGUUGAAUGUCUGACUCCUGAUUUUCGUGGUGACAAAAAUUCUAUGACACUUGCUACAUCUGGAUUGGAUGUAUAUGCUCACAAUAUUGAAUGUGUCCGAGAUUUAACAUGGUUGGUUCGAGAUCCCAGAGCAACAUACGAUCAGUCAUUAUCGGUGUUGUCUCACGCAAAGUCAGUUAAUCAAAAUAUUUUAACAAAAUCUUCUAUAAUGCUUGGAUUUGGAGAAACUGAUGAAGAAGUUAUGCAAGCUUUAAAAGAUUUAAGAAGUGCUGAAGUGGAUUGUGUAACAUUGGGUCAGUAUAUGCAACCAACGAAAAGACAUGUAAAAGUGAAAGAAUAUGUCACUCCAGAGAAGUUCAAACACUGGGAAGAUGUUGGGAAGGAUUUAGGAUUCUUAUAUACUGCCAGUGGUCCACUCGUUCGUUCUUCAUAUAAAGCUGGGGAAUUUUUUAUCAAAAAUCUUUUGGAUAAACGGAAGACAUCUGCACUAUAAUAUAACUUCUUGCAUUUCGAGAUGUUUGUUGCCUACUUGUCACAAAUGCUGUCCAUUAUCAAUUCAAAAAUAGUACUACUGAAGUAACCAUUCAAUUGGUAGCAGUAAUGUGCUUUGUGGAAAAUUCUGAGUAAACCCUGUUCCUUGCAAGCCUUUAUGCAUGUUAAUAUAAUACUCUAUUCUACUAUACACAUGUUGCGUUAUUUAUUGUAUAAAUAUAUUUAGCCAAAUAAACGACUAAAUAACUGAG